This is a messenger RNA of Tigriopus californicus, 7096 nucleotides long. RefSeq lists its product as uncharacterized. The record is from RefSeq and is a predicted model, not a curated record. Gene Ontology annotation, molecular function: protein binding. The transcript has 5 exons. NCBI's taxonomy places the organism in Eukaryota, Metazoa, Arthropoda, Copepoda, Harpacticoida, Harpacticidae. The coding region runs from base 73 to 7038 and encodes 2321 amino acids.
AAUUACGAAAAUGCCGUUUAGACGGCUUUAAAACCCCAACAAUACCAAGAGUGACACUCAAAUUAGCGAAUAAUGGCAUUGUCACUGAUCUUUUUAAUUAAUUUGACCCUUGUUUUCGCCACUUGUCCAGAAAAGGCAACGCUCGAAGACAUUACUACCUUCCCCGAAAUUGGUCAGAUCGAUAGCCAACAUGUCUUUGUGAAUUGGACCAGACUUUGGCCAGAAGUCUCUUGGACAAACUGCUUCUCAUCGGCAGUGAUUGUCAUCAACGGUCGUGAUGUUGUGGAUGUGCAAGAUUUGUCUGUUAAGGUACAAUCAUUAGAGGUGGAGCCGUGCCAAGAGAUCAGAGUUAUAAUUGAGGUUACGCUGAUGGAGACCAACGAUGAUAUCGAGUCAAUGCCAAGUGAGCGUGAUUUUCAGACCUUCCGAAGUCCCAAGGGCAGAGUGCUAUCCCUAGACUCUGCUGAAAGCGAUCAAAUUGUCAAGUACAAAGAUCAUUGGAAUGGCACCUUGGACCUCUCGACCAUCUUGAUCGAAACUUAUUUUCGUCAAGUUAUCGAGGAUCCCCAGUGCCAUCGAAUAGCGCAAGUGGAGCUUCGAUAUCGAGUGGUUGGAACGGACCUUUGGAAUAUUGUCAAAUCAAUGGAUAUCUUUAAUAAGUUAAAGGAAGAGAUAACUGGCUUGGAUAUUUGUUUCGAAUAUGAAGUGGCGCUGGAACUGAUUGGGACAACAGGAACGGAAUCCACCACGGUGAAUUUGGGUCGCAUUGGUCCUCCCAGCAACGAUGUCAUCAAAAGUGCAAUGGCGUCGGGGUUUAGUUAUGAGCCCCCUUCAGCCCAAGACAUCAGUGCAUCCGAGAUCUUUGCAACUUCCACUGUGCUCCGUUGGACCAUGCCCAAUUCAUGCUUUCAUGGUGUAAACGUGUCUUUGGUGUCAUCGUUCUCGGGUCAACUUGUUCAAGAGAGGGAUGAGGCAGGUCGUUCAUCAGCGCUUAGCCCGGUCGUUGCGAGCCAGACAGUAAUGACAACCUCAUUGGAAGAUCUCACUCCUUGCCAGGAUUACACUGUCUUACUCGAGUCAUAUUUCACUGUUGACCUGGGGGAGGGGCUCUUUUAUAGGUCAGCGCCUAAUAGUUUACCUGAAAUUCAGUUCAUCACCCGACCAGAUUUUUCUGACGAACAUACCCAAUUUGCCAUAACCAGCCUGAGGAGUAAACGUAGAGGAAGCUCAAUGAGUCUAUCCUGGAGGAAAAGUGAAUGGCCAUGCCUUGGGCCAAAACAUUACAACGUCUGGAUUUGCUCAAAACAGUCCACGAAUCAGAGCUCAUCCCCAUGGUCCGAUGCAAAAUCAUCAGAGUCUCUUUUUGAAGAGGUGGAGGAAGACGACGGCGAUGAUGAUGAUGAUCAUCAUGAUGACGAAGAAGAAGAAGAAGGGGAGGACGAGGAUGAGAAUGAGAUCGGAGAUGGGCAAGAAAGGAAGGAGGAGAAGUGUCUAGAAAGUCAAGAGAUCAUUUCAGACGGAAAGAACAUGGCGGUCAAGUUUCAAGGCGUAGACACAUGCAACACUCUGAAGAUUCGGAUAGGGGUUAACAUGAAGGAUGAGUUGACGGAUGAAGCCGAAAGUACCAAUCUUCCUGAAUAUAUGGACAUUGACACAUCGGUUGAGUUGGACCAAUCAAAAUGGACAUUUGAGACGGUCUUGGUGUCUAAGAAGUCGGUUGAGGCUCCCAAAGGAUUGACUCUGUUUUCAGUAUCAGAUCACACGGUCACAAUCCGCUGGCGUGUGGAUUCUUGCGCCACGUCAUAUCUGGUUUCCUUGUCAACCGGCUCCAAGAGUUGGAAAGGCGAAUUUGGAGCCAAAACUUCACAUUUGUUAGCGGCCAAUCAGGUUCAUAAAGUACUCAUGGACGUCAUGGACGGAUCCACGAGCGAAGACAACAUGUCAGCUAAUGAUUCGGACACCAGUUUAUACGAUUCAAGUUCAUAUGAAGACGACGAAGCCCACGAAGUUCUAGCUCGCAAGAAAAGAGAUUUUUCGGAACAAAUGCUUGCGUAUGAUUAUGAAGCAGAUUUGAUAGCAGAAAACCCACAUAUGCAAGGGUCAAGCUUCACUCAAGAUAAUUCUAUAACAUCCUUGGAUGUGGAUGAUGAAGACUACUCCGAUGAAGAAGGAUCUGGAUCUGGAUCUGGAUCUGGAUCUGGAUCUGGAGAUGAUGCCCCAGUGGAAGAUUUGACGAAGGCAGAGAACCUAUCCAAACACAUCAUUGUUGAUGAUGACAAUCCCAUAAUGGCUGAAUUCAAAAUUCAAGACCUCCAACCGUGCACGGACUACGUGAUUCAAGUGAUGAAUUUUUACACCAUUGAUGGGAAUGACAUAUUUGGCCCACCAUCCAAAAUACAGGCCCAAACUCAAUGUCCCGAAGGGGAACCCGCCACAACAGUAGGCCCAUUUUCCAGUACGUCUAUCUCCAUUCAACCAGAAGAAACCACAUUCGAAGCUCAUGCGGAUGAAACCACAUACUCCCCAUUGAUCGGUGAAACUACUGAUGACAAUCCAGUCCAAGUUACCACAACUAAAACUCCUUUUGAAGACCCAUCCAUCACCACAAUGAAUAGCCCCACAACCACAAUUCAAACCACUCCGACGUAUGAAAUUACCACUAGUUGGGAAUAUCUUCUAGAAGACAGUUUGGACAGUACCACAGAAUUAGAAGCAACAAUUACAGCAACCACCACCACUACUACCACCACCACCACUUCCAGUACUACAACAAGCACCCCAACUACAACCACAAAACCCAUGAUCCCUUUCAUUGGAUUCGAAGUUUCUGAAAAUUCUAACGGAACGUUUUCGGUAGUUUGGGAACAAGCCACUGACAUCCAAGCAGAGCUUGAGAUUCAAAGUACAAAUGGAACCAAUGCUAUAUACAAGUUUGAAAGGAGCUCUAACCCCGGCACUUAUUUGCGGCAAGAGCAGGCCUUGAAUUUGCAACCUUGCUCGAUAUAUUAUAUUAUCCUCUACGAGCGUAACUCUGACGGUGAAGUUACUGAGUUCUGGCGUCAUACCGUUCAAGUCACUCCUAAUCCUGAUUUAGAGUUCGAACUGGCCAGUCCACAAAUCGUAGUGAGUAAAAACGUAAGCUCGGGCAAAGGAAACGUCAGAUUUGAAUGGACUCAUUCACAAGAUUGCAUCAAGGCCUACGUGAUCACCUUAUCCCAAGACGACCUCUUUGGUAUCACUGAGGUAGAACCAAAAGCAAUAGGCGAGAGCAUUUCAAUUGAUUUGCAUAUGAUGCCUGGAAAUCUGACCCUGAAGAAUUGUCACAAAUAUCUAUUGACAAUUCAGCCCCAGACCGAAGCAGAAAUUGAGGAGGGAGCCUUAUGGCAGAAAGGUUACUCCAAACCCUUUCGGUACAUGUUAGCGGAUGAUGGAGCCCCCAAUGAUGUUCAAGAUAAGAUUUCAAUCACACCAACGUCGUUUCAAAUUGAGCUGAGUUGGCCCGAACCCCUUUCCUGCAAAGAAAUGACCCUGUCCGUGGCUAGCAAUCGUCAUAUUUACAACGACCAUGGCCACACGCAAUUCAUUCAUGCCACAGACAUCCCCAUCUUCUCGGAGCGCUACAUCAUUUCCGAUCUGCGGCCUUGCUUUGACUACAAACUGAUUCUUUCUGUGGACGAUGGAAUCCUGUUGGAUAAAACAAUCAGCACUAUAAAGAAUGAAACAGUGGUGGAAGAGCUUAAUGCACAAGAGGUUGCUAUUUGGAAGGAAGACCAAGAUCCAACUCAAGUCAAAGUCGAAUGGGCCUCACGAUGUGUAGAGACAUUCUCAUUCGAAUAUUGUCGAUUUCCCACCGGGUGCAUUAAAGAGACGGGCAGGGUAACCCGUGGGGUGGCCCUAAUCGAUUUAUCAGUUUUGCCGAGCAUUACACUUGAGGCCCUGAUCCCAUGUCAAAUGUAUCGCUUUGAGAUUGACACCUCACUCAUCGGUCAAAUCUAUGAGGGGAAUUUCACGACCCAUUUCUCCGACGGACUUGCAUUCGAUUUUCCAGAAUUUCACUUUGAGUUCAGGAAUGAUCCAAUCCACGUCACUUGGGAACAUGUCUAUCCUUGCGUGGACAAAUAUGACAUUAAUUUGACUUCUAGCAACGGUACAACUCUAUUAUCUACAAAAAUUCAACCAGACACUCUGGGAUCCAUUAGCUUUGACCUUUCCAUAAACCUAGACGAGAGUGGGUCACAACUCGAUCAAUGUAGCAACUACACUCUACAAAUAAUUCCAAGAUUAACAGCAAACUAUUCCAGCACUACUUGGGAAAGUCGAAGUAUGCGACAAGUGGAAUUUCUAUUUCUCUCUGAAACGCCCAUUCCGACUAGAAUUUCUCAUCUGGUCAAUGAGAGUGGUGCCCAUAUUUCUUGGCCGGGUUCAUCAUGCUUGAGUGCCUAUAUUUUAGUGCUAACCGAUGCACAUGGGAACAAAUUAGUCAACAAAACGUUGGCAGACAACUCAACCUCAAUUCCAAUGAACGCUUUGAAACAUUGCACUCAAUACCAUAUCAAAAUAUGGAGCAUAUCGGAAUUGGGAAAGUCGGAUGAUCAUGCCUCUUCCGAAUUCAUGACAGAUCACCCGGAUGAGAUCCUUCUUCAUCACAAUGCUUCUUACGAGUCGAUUGAGGUUCGAGCCGAGCUCCAUGGCAUGGAUUGCGUGGAUCACUACAAGGUGUUUCUUUGUUCCGUGGAAAAAGUGCAAUGUUGGGAUCAGUCGCUAUCCUCAGAUCAAGAAAACAUGGUGGUCUUUGAAAAUCUGACUGAGGGUUCUCCGUUGGUGAUUCAAUUGGUGGGAUACAACACCAGAGGCCAGGAGUUGUAUUUCUCUUCAGAGAAGGUGGUUGAAACCCGACAUCGCAUCAAGGCCACUUUGAAAGAGGGACAAGUUACGGAACAUUCAGUCCAAUUUACCGUAGAAUCCUCCUUUUUUGAAUCAGGACUCGACUCCCGGCUUGAGUGGUGGGUGGAGGUGUCUUGCUCUCACAAAGACGAAACUUUGAUCAGCAAAGGGGCUCAUAAGACAAUCAAAUUCACGGAUUUGGAUCCUUUUACUAUGGUCUUAUGCUCGGGAACAUUUUAUACCGAACAAGAAGAGGAAGAUAUGGGAUCAGUUUGGAUCAAAACAAACCAAGCUGCCCCUAGCUCUCCCCAGGAUUUGAGGAUCGAGCUCGUCAAUUCCACUCAGAUCGUGAUUCAAUGGAAUGGCCCUCAAUCAGUUCCUGGGAUAAUCGAAGACUAUGAAUUGACUUACAACUACGAAUGCAAACCAGACUCUUCGUGCGCCGAUAAAGAAUGUGGCCGACAGAAUAAUCAUACCAUCCAAGGAGAUCAAUCUUUUUUGCAAUUGACUGUGAAACCAUUUCGAAGCUAUGUUUUUGAUGUAAGUGCCAAAACAAAACACCCGAGUAGGGGUCCGAACCAUGGACCAAUCACUUUUGAGACGCCCAGUGGCCAACCUGCACCCGCUACGCUUAGGAAGCUCGAGAAACUAUCGAGCGAUUCUGUCCUCAUCGAGUUUGAAGAGGGCUGUCCGAUUAAUGGGGAAGUUGGGCACGAGGUACAAUGGCUUUGUAAUGGUUGCAAAAUGCCUCCCCAACCCUCGGUGAAGAUCCAUCACGAUUUGUCAGUGGAGGUCUCGAAUCUUCAAGGAGGUUAUUUUUAUGAUUUUUGGAUUGAAUCCAGCACUCGAGACUGUGCUGAUAGUAAUUGCACGGCUUCCAGCGAAGCCAAAGUCGUUUAUCUUGAUUGCGAAUAUCAAUGCCGCGAUGGAACCUGCAUCAAUCGAGGUUGGAAGAUCAAAUGUGACUUUGUUCGCGAUUGCCCUGAUGGAAGUGACGAGGAGGGAUGCACUUGCGAUCCACCGUUCAAAUUCGAAUGUAGCAACAAACAUUGCGUUGAGUCGUGGCGACGAUGCGACGGGAACGCGGAUUGCAACGAUUUUUCCGAUGAAGCCAAUUGUCCCACUUGCCACGACAACCAGUUUCGAUGCGAGGGAACCCAAGAAUGUAUUGCUAAAAACAUGACUUGCGAUCGAAUGGUUCAAUGUCGCGAUGGAUCAGAUGAGAAAGGAUGUGCAUACUGGACCUCCAGUUGUUGGCCUGAUAAAUUCAGGUGCUUGGACCACACCUGUAUAGAUAUUCGACAUCGAUGCGAUGGGAUCUGGGAUUGCGUCAAUGGAGAGGAUGAGCUUUCGUGCAACACCAUUUGUGACAAGGUCGACGAGUUUGCUUGUAAGAACAGAGAGUGCAUCCCACAUGGCCAGUACUGCAAUGGACAGAAAGAUUGCUCGGAUGGGACCGACGAGCUCUUUGAGUGCCACUGCCAUAAAAAUGGACAAUUCGCUUGCGUGUCCGGCAAUGAGUGUGUACCAAGGCUCAAAGUUUGUGAUGCGACGUUAGAUUGCUCCGAUGGAUCUGAUGAAAGAGGCUGUGGAGCCAAAAAAUCAUCGUUGCCAACCAAUCCUGUUAAGUCUCCGGUCAAUCUCGACGCUGAGAGUGUCUUUGGGACGAGACAUGAGAUCAGCAAUGAAAACGGACCAGACACGGUUCUAGCUGAUGCACUAGAAUUUGCUGAACAAGCACAACAGGACAGUGCAGAAAAUGCUUUCGUGGACUACUCCGAGAUACGGCCGCUUUUCCAGCCAUCCUUUUACGAGACUGGCUUUGAAUCAGCCAAUCAGGUUAAGGAGAAGUCGAAGUAUAACCUCAAGGUAUAUCCUCAAGUGCAAGAGGUUUAUGAAGGCCAUGAUGUGGUAUUGCAAUGUAGAGAUGAAGGCGAUCUCAGGGCCCCAGUCGUUUGGAAGAGGCCCAACGGGAAAUCUCUGCCCAAGCCAUCCCACCAGGAAUUUGGCAGAUUGGAGAUAACGUCAAUCUUCCGUUUUCAAGAGGGAUCUUACUUGUGUGUUGUGGAAAAUGACCCGAACCAUUCAGAGGGCCAAGCUAAGGCCGAGGUGAAGGUUGUAACCUAUCCUGCUCGCAGUCAAAAUGCUCUGUGACCAAUCCAUUUUCAAUUUUUCAUGGCUACAUUCAAAUAAAUUGUGGAGUAGGUUUUUA